This is a messenger RNA of Vicugna pacos (alpaca), 330 nucleotides long. The record is from RefSeq and is a predicted model, not a curated record. Lineage: Eukaryota; Metazoa; Chordata; Mammalia; Artiodactyla; Camelidae.
GUCGGCGAACAGACUGCUUUGCUAAUAAAGAUGGUCCCAGAAGAUCAGCGCCUCGCAGCUGCCAUCAUCUUGGUGGUCUGGGUCUCGGCCAUCGCAUCGUCCCUGAUUGACAACAUCCCCUUCACUGCUACCAUGAUUCCUGUGCUCCUGAACCUGAGCCAAGACCCCGAGGUCAGCCUGCCUGCACCACCGCUGAUGUAUGCCCUGGCCCUUGGCGCCUGCCUAGGAGGCAAUGGGACACUGAUCGGAGCAUCAGCCAACGUGGUUUGUGCCGGAAUUGCAGAGCAGCAUGGAUAUGGAUUCUCUUUCAUGGAAUUUUUCAGGUCGUAA